UUUUCCCUUCGUCCCCUUUAGCGGUGAAGGUGCAACAGUAAUCGGUCGUCCCGAAGCCGGGUUCAUCCGACACCCUCACCACCCAAGCCGAGCUGAGCUCAACCUCCGCGGCAGCAGCAUGCCUCCCAAAUUCGACCCCAACGAGGUUAAGAUUGGUACGUUCUCAAUAAAAGCAGCCGAGACCUGCUCGGAGCCAAGAUGGAGGCCCCGCGCCGCGGUUUCCUCCGGGCCGCGCGGCCGCUGAGCGGCGUGCGGGGAGAAAUGUGUACAUGAGGUGCACCGGAGGAGAGGUCGGCGCCACCUCUGCUCUGGCCCCCAAGAUCGGCCCCCUGGGUCUGUCUCCCAAGAAAGUGGGUGAUGACAUCGCCAAGGCCACCGGGGACUGGAAGGGCCUGAGGAUCACCGUCAAGCUGACCAUCCAGAACCGGCAGGCCGCGAUCGAGGUGGUUCCGUCUGCGUCGGCGCUCAUCAUCAAGGCCCUGAAGGAGCCGCCGCGCGACCGCAAGAAGGUCAAGAACAUCAAGCACAGCGGCAGCGUGACCUUCGACGAGAUCGUGGGCGUGGCCCGCAUCAUGAGGCCCCGCUCCAUCGCCAGGGAGCUCUCCGGAACCAUCAAGGAGAUCCUGGGAACCGCCCAGUCGGUGGGCUGCACCGUGGACGGGCGCCACCCCCACGACGUCAUCGACGACAUCAACAGCGGCAAGAUCGAGUGUCCUUCCGAGUGAAGAACCGCCGCCAAUAAAACCUUCGACCAACCGA
Messenger RNA from Salarias fasciatus (jewelled blenny), 759 nucleotides. RefSeq names its product ribosomal protein L12 (gene rpl12). Gene Ontology annotation, molecular function: structural constituent of ribosome; large ribosomal subunit rRNA binding. Gene Ontology annotation, cellular component: ribosome; cytosolic large ribosomal subunit. The record is from RefSeq and is a predicted model, not a curated record. The transcript has 6 exons. Gene Ontology annotation, biological process: translation. NCBI's taxonomy places the organism in Eukaryota, Metazoa, Chordata, Actinopteri, Blenniiformes, Blenniidae. Bases 270 to 725 code for a protein of 151 amino acids.